This is a messenger RNA of Condylostylus longicornis, 1369 nucleotides long. RefSeq names its product transcription elongation factor, mitochondrial. Gene Ontology annotation, biological process: mitochondrial transcription; transcription elongation by mitochondrial RNA polymerase. The transcript is spliced from 3 exons. Bases 172 to 1296 code for a protein of 374 amino acids. Gene Ontology annotation, cellular component: mitochondrial nucleoid. Gene Ontology annotation, molecular function: DNA polymerase processivity factor activity. NCBI's taxonomy places the organism in Eukaryota, Metazoa, Arthropoda, Insecta, Diptera, Dolichopodidae. The record is from RefSeq and is a predicted model, not a curated record.
UUUGCUUAAUUUGUAAAGGACCUAAUGUAACAACAUGAAGUCGAUUUUUCUAAAAAUUUUAUCACGGAAAUCGACUUCCUAAUCGAUUAUUUUCUAUAUCCCACCUUCCAAUAUUUGACAAAAAUUUAUGGAACAUAUUAUCUGAAAUUACUUUACUUUAGCCUUUGCAUAAUGAUUCAAUUAAACGUAUUAAAAAAUCUGGUUCCUCAACGAAGUUUUCAGGAAUGUUACCACAAAGCUAAAUUCUUACGAAAUUUGUGUAUGACCGGGCUUAGUAAAACAUUUAACCAGAACGAUGAGGAAAGCGUUUUAAAUGUUAUCAACAAUUCAACGGAAAAAGAGCUUAUUAGUUUAGGAAUUGCCAAAACACGAUCCCAACGCAUAGUAGCUUGGAGAGAAGUAAACGGACAAUUCAAAAAUAUGAAUGACCUGAUAAGUAUCAACGGCAUUGGCAUUAAAAUAGUUGAAAAACUUGCACAUCAGAUUUUAAAUCCAAAAUGUGAAGACCGGAACAAUUUUGAAAAUGGAAAAAAAAAAACUAAAGUCGGAAUGCAGUAUUCAAUCCCACCAAUACCUGAAUCCCUUCGCAUGCAUAUGAAAACAUGUCUAUCACUCUACAUUGGUGUAUCUACAAUUUCAUGGACGCGUUUUGAGUUAAAUGUGAGUGACCUAUGUACGUUGACACAUUGGAAUUGUAUUGACAUUCUUCAUAAAAAAAUGCAUGUAAAUGAUUUAGUAGAACAAUGUUUAGUUUUGAUUAACGAAAUACCUGAUUCAGAUUGCUAUGUAUUAGAAAACCCAAAGGUAGCUCAAAUGGCACAACCAGGAAGCCCUCCACAAAUUAAUAUAAAUAUACAAAAAUCUCAAAUAAUUGCAAUUAUUUCUUACGGUCUAAGAAAUAGAAAAUGGGUGGAAAAUAACAGAAAUUUGUCUUCAAAAUCUUUUCCAAAUUUAUUUUUUUUAAAAAGAUAUUUACAUUCGCGCCUUUUCGACACAUUAAUUGGCUCAGAAAGUGUUACUACAUCCGAAGUUAUAUUAAAACUUAUUAAAAACCAUUAUAAUGUUGCAAAUAUUUCAAGUGAAACAUGUUCUACAAACAUAGAGCACAGCACUACUAAUGUAGAAAGCAAAGUUUCAAUACCGCAAGAUUUUACUAAACGAUUUCAAAAUUUAGAUGGCGUUAAGCGAGAGUUUUUAGGACAAUCGAUAUUAUUAGCUUUAACAUUUAUACGUUUAUGUAUUUUAAGGUGUCCAGGAAGCAUAGAAAAACUCAAUCAUUUAAAAAGAAAUACAUAACUUAGAAAAUGGAGUAAUUUUAAAUAACUGGGAAAAUGUAUAUGAAAAAAUUGGAAGUAAAAAACAUAUUUAA